AGACUGCCCUUAUUUUGCCACCAAAUAUUUACUGAACAAAUACAACUCAUUCUCAAUUCUGCUACACUUUCACCACCAAACAAAUGGGUAAUGAUAUCUUAUACAGAUGAAGAAGAUGAAGAUGAAUAUGAUUCAACUUCUGGAAUAACAUCUUCUAAUUCAUUAGCUUCUAGUAAUAUUUUAAAAAAACAAACCACAUUAUCCAAAUAUGUUGGUCGUUCACUUACUGCUUCAGAAAUUUCUAAAUUUGAAUGUCUUAAAGAAUUAUUAAUUGAUGAAGAGUUUGAAGAAGAACAAGAUGAUCUUGAUAUUGCCGAUAUUGAUUUUCUUGAUUCAGAAACACAUUUUGCUGAAAAUCAAGCUGCUAAAUGGAAAUUACAUGAUUUGUUUUUACUUAAUUUACGUUUUCCAUUUGAAUAA
Molecule: messenger RNA, 420 nt
Organism: Dentiscutata heterogama
Lineage: Eukaryota; Fungi; Glomeromycota; Glomeromycetes; Diversisporales; Gigasporaceae
Source: the annotation of a GenBank genome assembly